Messenger RNA from Medicago truncatula (barrel medic), 1183 nucleotides. Its product is annotated as transcription factor RAX2. Bases 56 to 1018 code for a protein of 320 amino acids. NCBI's taxonomy places the organism in Eukaryota, Viridiplantae, Streptophyta, Magnoliopsida, Fabales, Fabaceae. The transcript has 3 exons. The record is from RefSeq and is a predicted model, not a curated record.
GCACAAGAAGUCCCCACAAAAGAGAUAACCAUCAGAGAGAGAGAGAGAGAGAGAAAUGGGAAGAGCUCCUUGCUGUGACAAAGCAAAUGUGAAGAAAGGACCAUGGUCACCAGAAGAAGAUACAAAGCUCAAAGAGUAUAUAGAAAAGCAUGGAACUGGUGGAAAUUGGAUUUCUCUUCCUCAAAAAGCUGGUCUAAGGAGAUGUGGAAAAAGUUGUCGAUUGAGAUGGCUUAACUAUUUAAGGCCAAACAUUAAGCAUGGAGAAUUUUCAGAUGAAGAAGACAGAAUCAUUUGCACUCUUUAUGCUAAUAUUGGAAGCAGGUGGUCAAUUAUAGCUGCUCAAUUACCAGGAAGAACUGAUAAUGAUAUCAAAAACUACUGGAACACAAAACUAAAGAAGAAACUCAUGAAUCUUCUUCCUCAAUCUCAUAACACAGUUUUACCAUAUCUAACCUCUUCUUCAUUUCCUUCUCAUUGCACCUCCUAUUUCAACCAAACACCAACAAACACAUCUUUCACAACAUCCCUUGAACAACAAUUUUCUGUUCCUUCAUCAAGUAGCUCAAUCUCUCUCCCUUUUUACCAUAACCAAGAGUCUUUACUCAAUGGUUUUAGUAGUAAUACUAAUACUAAUAUUUCCAUGCAAUAUCAACUUCAAAACCCUAUGAUGAAAGAAAGUCUUGUCAUGUUUGGAAGUGAGGGAAGUUGUUGCAGUUCAUCUGAUGGAAGUCUUGGGAAACAAGAAGAAAUAAUGGGGUUUCAGAAUUUCAUGCAAAUCAACAAGUUCAAUCUUAGUCAUGGAAGUGAUGUUGUUGAUGUUAAUAACCAAUGGGAAAGAGAAAAGGUGAAUUUAUGCUUUAGUCAAAAUCAUGAAAAGCAAAUUACUAGUACGACACCUUUGGAUUAUGAUCUUGAGUAUAUUAAGCAAUUAAUUAGUAGUAAUAGUGGUAGUUGUAAUAAUGGUUACUUGAGUAUUGAUGAAAAUAAGAUGGAGGAGAAGACUAUGUACUAUUACUGAACUGAUGAGUGGAAGUGAAAUCAGAAAGAUAUGUUUCAGUGAGAGAGGUAUGGUGUAUGGUAGUGUGGAAGACUCAGAAAAGACAAUUUAAGCUAAUUAUUAUUUUUAUGGGAUUCUGUGUUCUUUUGAUGAAAUUAUUAGUAGAAAUUUCUUAUUUUGAUGGUA